Scomber japonicus (chub mackerel) is the source of this 3035-nucleotide messenger RNA. It is a transcript of the gene gclc, whose product is annotated as glutamate-cysteine ligase, catalytic subunit. The transcript is spliced from 16 exons. Gene Ontology annotation, biological process: glutathione biosynthetic process. Gene Ontology annotation, molecular function: glutamate-cysteine ligase activity. The record is from RefSeq and is a predicted model, not a curated record. NCBI's taxonomy places the organism in Eukaryota, Metazoa, Chordata, Actinopteri, Scombriformes, Scombridae. Bases 545 to 2437 code for a protein of 630 amino acids. Gene Ontology annotation, cellular component: glutamate-cysteine ligase complex.
CGGGCUCAGUCCGCGGUCGAUAACCGAGCCGAGGCUAGCAGACACUGAUUAAACCACUGGACGGUAUUUUUCCGGGGGGGGGGGAGCGGAGCGGAGUGGAGUAAUCAGCACACGGGUGGGCUUCACCGAGCUAACCGGGGCCUUCUUCUUUCUGGAUGCCCAGCUAAGGUUACCGACUCCACUUUAACAGCAACCAGAGACACCAGAGUUCCGCCUGUGAACUGUCUGACAGCACCCAAAGGAUCCGGAGAUCCGUUUUGACACGAGACUUGAUGCCAACUCCUUAAACCAGCCAGCAAAGCCAGCAGUCAGCGUGGUGGUUCACAGGAGGGGAGCCAGCAAGACACCUCAGUCCUCAGUCCACUGCCUGUCUGUCUGUCUGUCUGUCUGUCUGUGUGUGUGUGUGUGUGUGUGUGUUUGUGUGUUUGUGUGUUUGUGUGUGUGUGUUUGUCUGUCUGUUUGUUUGUUUGUUUGUGUGUGUGUGUGUGUGUGCGUGUGUGUGCGUGUGUGUGUGUUUGUUUGUUUGUGUUUGUGUGUGUGUGCGAUGGGUUUACUGUCACAGGGGUCUCCACUGAACUGGGAUGAAACCAAGAAGUAUGCAGACCACAUCAGGAAACACGGAAUCAUCCAGUUUCUUAACAUCUACAACAAGGUGAAGGAUCGUCAGAAGGACGUGUUGAAAUGGGGCGAUGAGGUUGAGUACAUGUUAGUGGAACUGGAUGACAAAAAUGAAAAGGUUCGAAUUGUCCUGAAUGGAGGAGAUGUUCUGGAAACUCUUCAAGACCAAGGAGAAAAGAUAAACCCCAAUCACCCUACGCUCUGGAGACCAGAGUAUGGCAGCUACAUGAUUGAAGGAACUCCAGGGCAGCCGUACGGCGGCACGAUGUCAGAGUUCAACACUGUCGAGGGAAACAUGGGGAAGAGAAGACGAGAGGCCUCAUUAGUCCUGAACCAGAAUGAAACGCUCUGCACCAUCACUGCAUUCCCAAGGUUAGGUUGCCCAGGUUUCACCAAACCAGAGCACCCGCCAACACCUGUAGAGAAGGGAGUGUCAAAGUCGCUGUUCUUUCCAGAUGAAGCCAUCAACAGACACCCAAGAUUCAGCACCCUUACCAGAAACAUACGUCACAGAAGAGGAGAGAAAGUCGCAAUUAAUGUGCCAAUCUUCAAAGACAAGUGCACUCUGUCUCCAUUUGUGGAGGAGUUUCCUGAGGACGAUGGCGAAGCAGCGAGAGCGGCUCUGCCUGACCACAUCUAUAUGGAUGCCAUGGGCUUCGGCAUGGGCAACUGCUGCCUGCAGGUGACAUUCCAAGCAUGCAGUAUUGAUGAAGCGCGCUACCUUUAUGACCAGCUAGCGACAUUCUGCCCUAUAGUGAUGGCUUUGAGUGCAGCCUCGCCCUUCUACAGAGGCUAUGUGUCAGAUAUUGAUUGUCGCUGGGGAGUUAUUUCUGCCUCAGUGGACGACAGAACACAAGAGGAACGCGGGCUGAAGCCUCUGAAAAACAACAAGUACAGAAUCUUCAAGUCCAGAUACGAUUCAAUUGACAGCUACCUGUCCAGCUGCGGUGAGAAGUACAACGACAUCGAUUUGACGAUAGAUGAGGAGAUCAAGAAGCAGCUGCUUGGUGGAGGAAUUGACAAUCUGCUGGCCCAGCACAUAGCUCACCUCUUCAUCCGAGAUCCACUCUCCGUCUUCGAGGAGAAAAUACACCUGGAUGAUGAAAAUGAGUCUGAUCACUUUGAGAACCUCCAGUCGACCAACUGGCAGACGAUGAGGUUUAAACCACCGCCUCCAAACUCUGAUAUCGGCUGGAGAGUUGAGUUCCGCCCCAUGGAGGUGCAGCUAACCGAUUUUGAAAAUGCUGCAUACGUGGUGUUUGUCGUCCUGCUCACCAGAGUGAUCCUGUCCUACAAACUGGAUUUCCUAAUCCCCCUGUCAAAGGUUGAUGAAAACAUGAAGGAGGCACAGAAGAGAAACGCUGUCCAAGAGGGCAUGUUUUACUUCCGGAAGGACAUCUUUAAAGGCUGUAACCCGGUUCUCGAUGGUGCUGCUUCAGCUCAGAAUGGCCUGGAGACUGAUGGAACUAAUGAGGAGUACACACUGAUGAGCAUCGACACCAUCAUCAAUGGAAAGGAGGGAGUUUUUCAAGGGCUUAUCCCAAUCCUUAACUGCUACCUGGAGAACAUGGAAGUCGAUGUGGACACCAGAUGCACCAUCUUGAAUUAUCUGAAGCUCAUCAAGAAACGUGCUUCAGGGGACCUGAUGACCAUGGCCAAGUGGAUGAGAGAAUUUGUCGCAAAGCACCCCGAGUACAAGCAGGACAGCGUCAUAACCGACAAGAUCAACUACGACCUGUUUGUCAAGUGCGACAGGAUCGCAAAGGGUGAAGAGCAGUGCCCGGAGCUCAUCGGAAACCCAGUGAACAGAUUCAAAUGAGAAAAAACACAAAUGUAGAAAUUCUUCGUCACCAUACACAUACACGCAUGUAAAGAAAGACCAAAUAUGUGGCUCAGAAUGAAAGCGGUCCAAUUUUAAGAGAAUGCAGAACAGCAUGUGUGUGUGUUGUAAGAAAACACACCUGCAUCAAAUGUAUGUAUAUAUAGUGUAUCAGAUUUUUAUGAUUACAAAAUUAUUUUAAUAGGGUUAAGACAUGCAAAAGGUUGUGUAAUAGAAAUCAGAUGUGUAUUUAUUUUUCUCUGGAAAUUAAGCCUAUCAGUGUGAGAAUGUAAAUGUAGCAAAGAGUUGUACAGUAGUCUGCUUUUAAUCCUAUGUUCUGUAAAUACUGUACCUCCACUCUUUGAAACAUUAACAUCAUGGGUAUUUUCUUUUCUUUGUUGCUCAAUAUGCGCUUUCUUUGCUUUUGGUAGAGAUCUUUCUUCUUUUUCUUUUUUUUUUUUUGUUGUUGCAUUUUAAGAGAAAUGUUUGCUUUGCUCUGCUGACAUUGUAGUGGGACCUUGAAGGUAGUGUUGCAUUCAAGUGAAGAUGGUUAACCAUUGUUUGCAAUGUUACGCUGCUUCAAAUAAAUCUGUACAUC